This is a messenger RNA of Grammomys surdaster, 2461 nucleotides long. RefSeq names its product golgin, RAB6 interacting (gene Gorab). The coding region runs from base 70 to 1176 and encodes 368 amino acids. The record is from RefSeq and is a predicted model, not a curated record. NCBI's taxonomy places the organism in Eukaryota, Metazoa, Chordata, Mammalia, Rodentia, Muridae. Gene Ontology annotation, biological process: non-motile cilium assembly. The transcript is spliced from 5 exons.
CCUGUGGAGCUGUGUUGGCAAUCUGCGCGCGGAGAUUUGGGCACUCUUUGGGUGCCCAGAGCUAGGCGGAUGGCUCAGGAUUGGGCGGGUUUCUCUGAGGAAGAGCUGAGGAGACUAAAGCAGAAUAAAGAUCCAUUUGAACCUCAGCGCCGUCUCCCUGUGAAAAAAACUCGACAGCAGCUUCAGCGAGAAAAAGCCCUUCUAGAGCAGAGCCAAAAGCUGGGCCUUCAGGAUGGAUCGGCCUCGGUGCUCCCAGAGCAGCUGCUCUGUACACCCAAACAGAGAGCCAACAGUCAAAAGCCACGCCCUUCUUCCCCUGCUGCCCCCAAUCCCUGCACACUCCCCUCUUCCUCUGGCGAUGGAAAGCCACACGGUGUUGAAAGCCAGCCACAAGAACCAGGACUCGGGAAUUCCCACCAUGGUCACAGAAGUGCCGAGAUUCAAACUCCAAAGCCAGAUUGCAAAGUGGAGAAAAAGAAAAUGGAAUUGCAAGAGAAAUCUCGUUGGGAAGUCCUCCAACAAGAACAGCGACUGAUGGAAGAGAAAAAUAAACGUAAGAAAGCCCUUUUGGCUCAAGCCAUUGCGGAAAGAUCUAAGAGGACCCAAGCAGAGACCAUAAAACUAAAGAGGAUCCAGAAGGAGUUGCAGGCCUUAGACGACAUGGUGUCAGCUGACAUUGGAAUCCUCAGGAACAGAAUUGACCAGGCCAGCUUAGAGUAUUCCUAUGCACGGAAGCGCUUUGACAGGGCUGAGGCUGAGUACAUUACAGCAAAGCUGGAUUUACAGCGCAAAACCGAGACAAAAGAGCAGCUCACUGAGCACCUCUGCACCAUCAUCCAACAGAACGAGCUCCGCAAGGCCAAGAAGCUGGAGGAGCUGAUGCAGCAGCUGGACGUGCAGGCCGAUGAGGAGGCUUUGGAACUAGAGGUGGAGGUUGAACAGUUGCUUCGAGAACAGGAAGCAGAGGCAGCCAAACAAAUGGUUCCUGCAGAGAGGCUGUGUCAGCCGGAUGGUGAGAAUGUGUCUUCAGAACUGGUUGGGGAGAACAAAGAGCCUCAAAAGCAAGCUGCUUCACCCGAGACAGACAAGCCGGGCAAGUGUUGCAGUAGUUCUCCCCGUAGACUAGACUGCCCAGAUCCAGGGGCCAAGAACUUUUCAGCUGCUGUGGCCACAUGAGGAACCAGUGCUUUUUCAGUUAACGUAUUUCCGGGGUAAAUUUUAGGCUGUCUCUGAUAAAACUUCUUUAAACUUGUUUGUGUUUGAAUCAAUGCUUAGUGUUAGUUAGUAUGUUAACAUGUCAAAUCCUUCCAAAGUCACAAGUUGUGACUGGUUCAUAUCUAGGGACUGUUGACCCCUCAGUAUUCCUUCAAGCCUUGUUUCUGAGUUAGAGUAAGUGACUCCCGGGGCGGGACUGCUGGGGGCCCUGGGUUUGUCUUCCAACACUACAAAACAAGCACAGUGGUAGGAGAAAAACUACAUGGCUUCUCAGCCCUUGGCCAAAUUUAGCUUGUGAGAGAACAUUGAGACUGUAUGGCCUUCUAUGCAGUCAUUAAAAAGACAAAAGUUCUUAUAUACAGAGAGGAGUAGAGAAAAACAGGUAAAAAUUACCUAUCUGGAUGCUACUAGAGCCACUAGACAAAGCUUGGAAAUCCCAACUUAUGUAAGGAACCAGACAAGCUAAGCCAACAUUAUUUUCCCUUGAAUUUGUCAGUAAAUGGCUUCUUGUUUACACCUGAGUUUGGUUAGUUGAUACACAUCCAUAAACAAACUGUGUAUGUGUAGCUUUACUUUUACUGUACUUUGUUUUCCUUAAUCAAUGAAUUAACAGAUACAAUUUAGACAGUGAAAGUGUUUCUAAAGUGACUGUAAAAAUGGCAAGUCAUUGAUUAUCCAGCAGUGGUGUGUUCCCUCUGUAAAGCUCUGUAACGUGGGCAUUUAUAUGUCAGGUAUUGAUUCUGCUGUCAUAAAGCAUUGAAAUCGUUAAAGUACUCAUUUUCUAAGUGCUUUCAUAGUUUGUUAAUCACCUGUUCCUGAAAACUUGACUGGUGCAUUGUGCUAUAUUUGAAUGUGUAUAAAUAUUUUAGUUUUGCCACAAAUAUACAAAUAUUACCUUAAAUUAUGAUCAAUUUAUCAGAAAUUACAAAAAAUAAAAAAUAUGUUUCAUUCAUACAAAAGGAACUGUUAUUAAAGGAGCUAAUGAUAGCUGUUUCUGUAAUACAUUGUAGAAAAGCUAGGGACAUCCUAUUUUUGAAUUAUUGUCUAAGACAUUGUCUGGUAGUAAGUAUGCUUUGUAUUUUUCUAUGACCUGAGCUACAAGUGUAAUUUUCCAUCACUGACUUCUAAACACAAACAUUUAUUCGAUAGUGUUUUUAUUUAUGAAUGAGACACAUACAAAUUUAAAACUUCAUUGCCCAGUACAGUCUUAUUUUUCUAAGGAAUAAACAAGUCUGAUAUGUUUACA